GAGGCUUUUAUUUUGAAUUUAACUCUAACGACUGGGUGUUACUUACUAUGAUGAGCUUUACAGUAGUAAUAGCUCCACUCGGUUGUCUUUGGAGAGCAGGACGCGCACUGACGGGAUCAUCAUGGCACCGCUGGGACUAAAAGCCAUCGUUGGAGAAAAGGUAAUGAACAACGUCAUCAAGAAGGCAAGAGAAAAAGGAAAAUGGAAGGUUUUGGUGGUGGACAAGCUGAGCAUGAGGAUGGUGUCCUCCUGCUGUAAGAUGACGGACAUCAUGUCUGAGGGAAUCACUAGUAAGUACUACCAACCCAGCCACGCCCAGCUGACCUGUAGCUGUGUAUCUGUCGAGGGUGUGAUUGAGGACUUCAGAGACCCUCGGACUCCGAGGUACAAAGCCGCCCACGUCUUCUUCACUGACACGAUCCCCGACUCUUUGUUUGGACUCUUGACCAAAUCUCGCGCUUCUAAAGCGAUGAAGGCCUUGACUGAGAUCCACAUAGCCUUCCUGCCCUAUGAGUCUCAGGUCUUCUCCCUGGAUAAAGUGGAUGCUUUCCAGGACUUCUACAGCCCCUUCAAGGCUGACGUGAAGAACAACAUGUUGGAGCGUUGUGCUGAACAGAUCGCCACCCUCUGUGCCACGCUGAAAGAGUAUCCAGGAGUUCGAUACAGAGGGGACUACAAAGACUGUGCCGUUCUGGCUCAGAUGCUUCAGGAGAAGUUGGAUGGCUACAAAGCUGACGACCCCACCUUGGGAGAGGGUCCCGACAAGUCUCGUACUCAGCUGCUCAUUCUGGACCGAGGCUUCGACCCCGUGUCACCUCUCCUGCAUGAGCUCACACUGCAAGCCAUGGCCUACGACUUGCUGGGUACCACCAUGAAGGAACUCUCGCAGAUGCUGAAGAAAAUGCCUCAGUAUCAGAAAGAGCUCAGCAAGUAUUCAACCCACCUCCACCUGGCUGAGGACUGUAUGAACCGCUACCAGGGCACCGUGGAUAAACUUUGCCGUGUGGAACAGGAUCUCGCGAUGGGAACAGAUGCAGAAGGUGAGAAGAUCAAGGAUCCCAUGAGGCUCAUUGUCCCCAUUCUGCUGGAUGCCAAUGUCAGUGUGUCCGACAAGAUCCGCAUCAUCCUGCUCUACAUCUUCCUUAAGAAUGGUGUGACUGAGGAGAACCUGUGUAAGCUCCUUCAGCAUGCUAACAUCCCACCAGAGGACAGUGACAUCAUUUCCAACAUGGCCCACAUGGGUGUUCCCAUUAUCUCUGAGGGCACCACCAAGAAACCCAAGAAACCUGAUCGCAAGGAGCGGAUCAGUGAGCAAACCUACCAGCUCUCCAGGUGGACCCCUUGUGUCAAGGAUCUCAUGGAGGAUGCAAUUGAAGACAAACUUGAUCCCAAGCAAUACCCGUAUAUUUCCCAGCGACAGGCAUCUGCCAAAGCCAGCGCUCCAUCAAGUGCUCGCUAUGGUAACUGGCACAAGAACAGGGGCCCCACAGAGGUGAAGACAGGGCCCCGGAUAAUCGUCUUCAUCAUCGGAGGCAUGACAUACAGUGAGAUGCGCUGCGUGUAUGAGGUCACCCAGGCCAAUGGCAAGUGGGAGGCUUUGAUUGGUGCCACCCACAUCCUCACCCCGACAAAAUAUUUAAAGGAACUACAGCACCCAGACUUCUUGGACCCCAAUGCCUCACCAGAGGGCGCCGAGGAGCCUCCUGUACAAUAAAAGAACAUCUGGAAGGUCAGCUGAAACCUUUACCCUUCUCACCUUGUAAAAACCCUCAAAGACCUGGAGAAAGAAGAACAGAGCACUGCCUGUAGUGCUCCAUAAACUCCUACUCUAGACCCCCACCCACUCACAUGUCAGAGCCAAACUUUGUGUUGUAUACAAAUCAGUUGUUAAAACUCCAAACAUGGAAACUGCUCAUCACGACUUGCUGGGAAAGCUGGAGUCUUUGUUGUUGUUAACUCUGUAUUGUGGGAUUAUAUUUAUUCAUCUAAACAAUAACAGCUGUAUGAGAUUCAGCAUUAUUUUUUAUUUGCUUCAAAGUCUAAUGGAGCAAAAUCUGGCUCUUCUCAUCUAAAGUAGUGCUUUUCAUGUAGUGGUUACCAUGGUAAACUGUGAAAAUCAUUAGCUUCAUAAUAAUGUCUGACCUGGAAGCCGCCAACAUAAAUGUAGCUGUAGCUCCAUCAUUUACUAGAUGAGUAGAUGUGAUAGUGAUUGUUGUACACUGAGUAUCAUUUUUCCUUUUAUUUGACCAUAAUACUUGGUUUUUAUUUCAUAGUGGUUCUGUAUGACUAAUUAUCAACUGUUGUUUGAAAAGAGAUCGCAGUGUUACCACACAUUUGUACUUUUUUGUCCUCAUCAAUAAACAGUACUUGCUACAGGUUGUGUGUUCAACUAAUAAA
Molecule: messenger RNA, 2397 nt
Organism: Neolamprologus brichardi
Lineage: Eukaryota; Metazoa; Chordata; Actinopteri; Cichliformes; Cichlidae
Source: RefSeq, a predicted model, not a curated record